GUCGGUUUUCUACCUUGUCGGCUUGUCUUGGUGAACAGGGCGGCGCCUGUGAACCGCACCAAAAUAUAAACGGAAAGACCCAGCCAAUUUCUUCACCAAGCUGCGAAUUUCACUCGUACUCCGGUGUUGUUGAAGAUGGAAACUCAGAAAAGCACCGAAGCAACAUCCACUCCACUUGCUGCUGCAACAAGCCCUAGUCCACCAGCCGCUGCAACCCCCAUGUCAUGCCGAAAGAAGAAGGAUGAACAAGCUACUUUCUUGGAAGAUGUGAAGGAUCACAUUGAUGAGUUUAUCAAUGGAUCUAUGGAUGAACAUGUGUCUUGCUUCAAGAAUACCAUGAAUAAGAUGUUUAAAAUGUCAAAGAAGGUUGCUGAGAAGAGUGCUGCUGAUGCCAAGGGAGUUGAGAGUUCAUUGCCCCUUCAAACAACAGUAGCAGACUAAUAACAUCUCCUCUUUUAGGUGGUUCUGUGCCUUCAGUACUAUUAACUUUUCUCCAUGAUUAAGUAACUGAAUCCAGUGUGUAGUUAAAUGACACCAGUUUUAUUUCGACUAGUGAAAACUUAAGACUGUUAUGGUGGUUGAUAAUAGUAGGACUGCAAUGAUGAUCCAAGUAUAUGUUCUUUCAAGGUUAUCCUAGUACAGUAUGUAUCUGGACAUGAUCCAAAUGGUAUCUUUUUCCAGUGUGAGAUUAUACCGAUUGAACUUAUAGAUAUAGGAAGAUUUCAUCUCCCCCAGUUGUACUCCUAUUGAGCUGUGUUUGAGAAAAGUUAUAU
Molecule: messenger RNA, 773 nt
Organism: Argentina anserina (silverweed cinquefoil)
Lineage: Eukaryota; Viridiplantae; Streptophyta; Magnoliopsida; Rosales; Rosaceae
Exons: 3
Coding region: 136-441 (101 amino acids)
Source: RefSeq, a predicted model, not a curated record